AUGAGCAAUUACAAAGUCGCUGACAUUUCCCUUGCCGCUUUCGGUAGAAAAGACAUUGAGUUGUCUGAGAACGAGAUGCCUGGUUUGAUGUACAUCAGAGAGAAGUACGGUCCUUCUCAGCCUCUUAAGGGUGCCAGAAUCGCUGGAUGUUUACACAUGACUGUCCAGACUGCUGUUCUGAUCGAGACCCUGGUCGCUCUUGGUGCUGAGGUUACCUGGUCUUCUUGUAACAUCUACUCCACCCAGGACCACGCUGCUGCUGCCAUUGCUGCUGCUGGUGUUCCAGUUUUCGCCUGGAAGGGUGAGACCGAGGAGGAGUACUUGUGGUGUAUUGAGCAACAGUUGUUUGCUUUCAAGGACAACAAGAAGCUCAACUUGAUCUUGGACGAUGGUGGAGACUUGACCUCCCUUGUCCACGAGAAGCACCCAGAUAUGUUGAAGGACUGUUUCGGACUUUCUGAGGAGACCACCACUGGUGUCCACCACUUGUACAAGAUGUUGAAGGAGGGCAACCUCAAGGUUCCAGCCAUCAACGUCAACGACUCCGUCACCAAGUCCAAGUUCGACAACUUGUACGGUUGCAGAGAGUCUUUGGUCGAUGGUAUCAAGAGAGCCACCGAUGUCAUGAUCGCUGGUAAAGUUGCCGUUGUUGCUGGUUUCGGUGACGUUGGUAAAGGUUGUGCCAUGGCUCUGAGAGGUAUGGGUGCUAGAGUCAUCGUUACUGAGGUCGACCCUAUCAACGCUUUGCAGGCUGCUGUUUCCGGCUACCAGGUCACCACCAUGGAGGAGGCUGCCCCACAAGGUCAAAUCUUCGUUACCACCACCGGUUGCAGAGACAUCAUCACUGGUGAGCACUUCGCCGUCAUGCCAGAGGACGCCAUUGUGUGUAACAUUGGUCACUUCGACGUUGAGAUCGACGUUGCUUGGCUUAAGGCCAAUGCCGUUGACGCAGUCAACAUCAAGCCACAGGUUGACAGAUACUUGCUCAAGUCCGGUAAGCACGUGAUUUUGCUUGCUGACGGUAGAUUGGUCAACUUGGGAUGUGCCACCGGACACGCUUCGUUUGUCAUGUCCUGUUCUUUCUCCAACCAGGUUCUUGCUCAAAUUGCUCUGUUCAAGGCUGACGAUGCUGACUUCAGAAAGAAGUUUGCAGAGUUCGAGAAGACUGGUCCUUUCGACAUUGGUGUCCACACCUUGCCAAAGAUCUUGGACGAGACCGUUGCUGCCUGCCACUUGAACCACUUGGGCGUCAAACUCACCAAGUUGACCAAGGUCCAGAGCGAGUACUUGGACAUUCCUCUUCAGGGUCCAUACAAGGCUGAUCACUACAGAUAUUAA
This is a messenger RNA of Ogataea philodendri, 1338 nucleotides long. RefSeq lists its product as uncharacterized. Gene Ontology annotation, biological process: L-methionine cycle. Lineage: Eukaryota; Fungi; Ascomycota; Pichiomycetes; Pichiales; Pichiaceae. The record is from RefSeq and is a predicted model, not a curated record. Gene Ontology annotation, cellular component: cytosol. The transcript has a single exon. Bases 1 to 1338 code for a protein of 445 amino acids. Gene Ontology annotation, molecular function: adenosylhomocysteinase activity.